Molecule: messenger RNA, 16216 nt
Organism: Loxodonta africana (African savanna elephant)
Lineage: Eukaryota; Metazoa; Chordata; Mammalia; Proboscidea; Elephantidae
Gene: DISC1
Product: DISC1 scaffold protein
Exons: 11
Coding region: 29-2458 (809 amino acids)
Biological process (GO): neuron migration; cilium assembly
Cellular component (GO): mitochondrion; intermediate filament cytoskeleton; microtubule
Source: RefSeq, a predicted model, not a curated record
GUGUGUGUGGGGACGAGGGCUGGGCAGGAUGCCGCUGGCCGUGGAGGAGGAAGCCGGCUCCCCUUCUUUGGCCGCCCUUUCCCCACUUCCCUCCCAGCUCGGCUUGGGUCUCUGGGGGAGCCGGGGCGGAGGAGGAAGAGGUCGAGGAGGAGGAGCCGGCGACCUGGAGCCCACCCCCGCGGCCGCUGGCAGCAGAGAGGAAGCGACGGGGCGGCGCGGCCGGGCCAUGCUGGGCGGGGGUCCCCCGGGCGCCCCGGGUGGCUGGGCCGGGCGCUGGGAGCGACCCGGCUCCGGGAGCCAAGGCGCAGGCAGCCAGAAUUCCGUCCCACCUGCAGCGUCUUUUCUGAAGAAGCGGCUGGCAAGGAGGCCAGGCUACAUGAGAGCUGCAGCCGGGCCUCAGAUUGGAUUUCUCACCCCUGCAGUGGGCACACCGCUCCAUGCCCAGGGCGCAGUGUGCAAUGAGGAGCACCUCCACUCUGGGUCCAGGGCCAGGCUCCACAGCCUCGACUCAAGCCAGGGGCGAGGCCUCUCCCUGGGGAGCCUGACCGUGUCUUCAGGGGGCCACACAGGUCUAGCUCUGAGCCCUGGGAGGGGAUCCUCCUGGUGUUUUGGGAUUCAGUCCAGAGCAGGCCCCACUCUGCCUGACAGGCUUAUCAGGCCCUAUAGCCCUGGGCACAUGGGGUGCCAGCAAGAGUUUUCACCCAUGGACAGUCCUGAGGUCCCGGGUCUGGCCCACGAGAAGGCCUGUGAUGAAGGAGCAAGGGGCAUCCGGCCACAGGGGGACAGCAACAGCUGUAGCCAGGGAAGUGGCCCCCCAGCCUCCUCAGCCCCUCUUGUCUGUCCUGCUGCCUUUAUCUCGAGCUUCAGCUUCAUCAGGCUCUCCCUCGGCUCUGCGGGGGAACGCGGGGAAGCAGAAGGCUGCCUGCCACCCAGGGAGGCCGAGUGUCCUCACCAGAGCCCCACGGAGGUGAGCACGAAAGCUACCAGAACGGACAGGCCUGAGGAGGACCCGGGGCUUCUCUCCCAGCCACUGCAUCCCAAAGCUACUCAGGGCCUGGAGGACUGUGCCUGGGCCACAGGGAGCAACUCCAGGCCAGGGAGGGAGACCCUUGCCUCGCUGGACGGGGACUCUGCCCUGUCUUGUUCCUUGGCCUCCUUGGUGGCUGGCCCCUCUCGUUCCGAGGGCAGCAUCUUGGGCCAUGCUUACAGCUGGGACACCCUGCUCAGGAAGUAUGAGCCUGUCCUGCACGACUGCCUGCGGAGCCACAGGAAGCAACUCAAGAUAAAAUCCUUAAGAUUAAAGCUUCAGAAACUUCAAGACAAAGCAGUUGAGGAUGAUGAUUAUGAUAAAGCUGAGAAGUUGAAACAAAGAUUAGAAGACCUGGAGAAGGAGAAAAGCACCCUGCAGUUUCAGCUUCCUUCCCAGCAGCCAGCGCUCAGCAGAGUCCUGAACCAAUUGGGAGCACAGGUUCAGGCUACCUUGAGCUGGGCCACUCAGAAGGCCAGCAGCGAAGACACCCAACCCAUGCUCAGAAUAGAGCCAAAGCUUCUGGAACCUACUGCUCAGGACAGACUCCAUGUGUCUAUCACUAGGCGAGACUGGCUUCUUCAAGAAAAGCAGCAGCUGCAGAAAGAAAUUGAAGCUCUCCAAGCACGAAUGUCUGUGCUGGAAGCAAAAGAUGAACAACUGAGGAAGGAGAUAGAAGAGCAGGAGCAGCUGCUGCAGUGGCCAGGCUGUGCACUGGCUGCGCUGGCUGGGACACUGCCCUUGAGCGAGCUGCGGGAGAUGGGCCAGGCCCUGGAUGACACCCUGGCCUUGGCCAAUCAGGUUCUCUUCCUUGUGGAGCCACCAGAAGCCAUAAGGAGCCUCCAGGAAAGGAUAAGAUCCCUCAGCUUGUCCCUUAAAGAAAUCGCUGAUAAGGUGUGUAUGAGUGAGAGACUCUGCAGGACCCUGAGGAAGAAAGUUAGUGAUAUUGAAGCCCAACUGCCGGCAUUGCUUGAAGCCAAAAUGCUUGCCAUAUCAGGAAGCCAUUUUUGUACAGCUAAGGACCUUACAGAGGAGAUCGGGUCAUUAGCGUCAGAGAGAGAAGGGCUGGAGGGACUCCUGAACAAGCUGUUGGUGCUGAGUUCCAGGAACGUCAGAAAGUUGGAAAGUAUUGAAGAAGAUUAUAACAAACUGAGACGAGAACUGGAGCAUGGAGAAACUGCCUAUGAAACAAAUGUGAAGGAAAAGACUGUGAAGUACAUGCAGAUGCUUGAGGAUAAACUGCACAGAUCCCAUCAUGGAGGUGAUCACAUUAUAUCAGAUCUCAUCAUGGAAGUGAUCGCAUCAUAUGACUGCCAAACCACUGAGAAUCAUGGCCCAGCCAAGUUGACACACAUGCUUUACCAUCACAUGACCUAUUUGCCUAUUCGUUCACUAACAUCACACUCUUUGAAGAUUGUAGCUUUACAGUAAGUCUUGAAGUCGAGUAGUGUCAGUCCUCUGACAAUUCUUCUUCAGUAUUGUGUUGACUAUCCUGGGUCUUUUGCCUUUCCAUAUAAACUUUAGAAUAAGUUUAUAGAUACCCACAAAAUAAAACUGCUGGGAUUUUGUUUGGGAUUAUGAUGAAUCAGUAGAUCAAGUUGGGAAAAGCUGGUAUCUUGACAAUAUUGAGUCUUUCUAUCCACGAAAAUGAAGUAUAUCUUAGUUUAUUUAGAUCUUUGAUUUUUUUAAUCAGACCUUUGUCAUUUUCCUCUUUAUAGAUUGUGUACUUAUUUUGUUAGAUUUAUAAUGAAAUAUUUUAUUUAAUUUUUUGGUGUUAAAGUAAAUGGUGUAGUUUUAAUUACAAGUUCCAAUUGUUCAUCAUUGGUAUAUAGGAAAGCAGUUGACUUUUGCAUCUUGAUAUAACUAUAUGCAACUUUGAUAUAAUUGCUUAUUAGUUCCAGGAAACAAAGACAGUGUAGUUUUGUAUACCUUUUAUCUGUAUACCUUUUAUUUCUUGUCUUAUUGCACUAGCUAGGACUUCCAGUAUAAUAUUGAAUAGGAGUAGUAAGAGGGGGCAUUCUUACCUUGUUCCUGAUCUCAGGUGGAAAGCUUCUAGUUUCUUAACAUUAAGUAUGUUGUGAGCUAUAAUUUUUGUGUAGAUGUUCUUUAUCAAGUUGAGGAAGUUCCUCUUUAUUUUUAGUUUGCUAAGAGUUUUUAUCAUGAAUGGAUAUUGAAUUUUUUUUUUUUUUUUAGUGUUUUUGUUUUUGGUGAAAGUUUAAAUAGCAAAUUAGAUUUCAUUUAACCGUUUCUAUACAUUUUUUUUUUUUACAGUGACAUUGAUUACAUUAUCUACAUUGUGUCAAAAUACUCAUUGAUUCCAUUCUGGUUGUUCUGUUUCCAUUAAUACAGCUUCUCUUCCUCCCUGUCCCCAGCCUUCUUGUCUUUGCUUUAGGGUCAAUUUUGACAAUUUGUUCUCACAUAGCUGAUUUUUUUUUUUUUUAAGAAGUACAGUACUCACAGGUGAUAUUAUUUAUGAGCCAGUAUGAAAUACAGAUACCCAUUAAACAAACUUAAGACUUCUUCGAUUACCACAUUUCUUGCCUUUGAAAUAAUAAGGCUGCUGUUUUUAUGUUAUUCAGCUGAAAGGUGACCUCUGGGAGUGGUUUCAGUUCAAAGUUUAAAGGGUAUCUCAGAAUGAGAGUCUUGGGUGUUCCUCUAGUCUCUACAGGUCAAGUAAGUCUGGUCUUUUUUAAGAAUUUGAGUUUUGGUUUACAAUUUUUUCCCAUUCUAUCCGGGACUGUCUAUUGUGUCCCUGGUCAGCAUGGCCGGUAGCGAUAUCUAGGCACCAUCUAGUUCUUCUGGUCUCAGGAUAGAUGAAACUGUGGUUCGUGUAGGCAAUUAGUCCUAUAGACUAGUUUCUUCUUUGAGUUUUUGGUUUCCUUCUUUCUCUUUUGCUCCAGACAAGUAGAGACCAAUAGUUGUAUCUUAAAUGGCUGCUCACAAGCUUUUAAGACCCCAGAUGCUACUUACCAAAUUAGGAUGUAGAACAUAAACUUUAUGGACUAUGUUGUGCCAAUUGACCAUAUUGUCCCACAAGACUCUGCUCCCAAGUCUUUAAACCCAGUAAACCAAUCCUGCAAAGUGUUUUGUUACAUCUGGAAAGUAUUUGUGACUGUGCCCCCUAUAUGCUUUAUUAUAUACGUGUGUGUGUAUAUAUAUAUGCAGCACACACAAAUGUGUAUAUGCAUAUGCCUACAGAUACACCUAUACAUGCACAUGAAAUAUAUACACAUAUAUUUCCUAUACACAUAUGCACACAUAUCUACCUAGGUAACCACUCACAUAUUUCUUGAUUGUUACUGCUGUUGUUGCAGAAUUCUGUAUGUUACAGCACUUACCAAAAGCAUCCGUUAUUCUUGUGUACUUCUUAGUGUCAUCAUUAACCUUGGUCAAGUUGUGUACACUUCACCUGCAUUCAGUAUUGCCUUUCCCGUCACCAAAUAUAACAAGUGUCUACUGUCUAGAGACUGAUUUCCUUUCUCUCCCUCUCCCAUAUCUGAUAACCACCAAAGAACAUUGAUUUCUGUAUAUAUACUUAUUUUUGUCUUUUUAUAAUAGUGGGAUCAUACAAUAUUUGUCCUUUUGUGCUUGACCUAUUUCAUUCAGCAUUCUGACCUCCAGAUUCAUCCAUGUUAUGUUUCAUGAAUUUAGAGACUAUCUCAAGAAUAGAUUUGAUGCAUUGAACACUAGUGACUGAAGACCAGACGAGUUGUGGAAUGACAUCAAGGACAUCAUUCAUGAAGAAAGCAAGAGGUCACUGAAAAGACAGGAAAGAAAGAAAAGACCAAGAUGGAUGUCACAGGGGACUCUGAAACUUGCUCUUGAGCAUCAAGCAGCUAAAGCAAAAGGAAGAAUUGAUGAAGUAAAAGAACUGAAUAGAAGAUUUCAAAGGGCCUCUCGAGAAGACAAAGUAAAGUAUUAUAAUGACAUGUGCAAAGAGCUGGAGAUGGAAAACCAAAAGGGAAGAACACGCUCAGCAUUUCUCAAGCUGAAAGAACUGAAGAAAUAAUUCAAGCCUGGAGUUGCAAUAGUGAAGGAUUCCAUGAGGAAAAUAUUAAACAACACAGGAAGCAUCAAAAGAAAAUGGAAGGAAUACGCAGAGUCAUUAUACCAAAAAGAAUUAGUCGAUAUUCAACCAUUUCAAGAGGUGGUGUAUGAUCAGGAACUGAUGGUACUGAAGGAAGAAGUCCCAGCUGCUCUGAAGGCAUUGGCGAAAAACAAGGCUCCAGGAAUUGAUGGAAUAUCAAUUGAGAUGUUUCAACAAAUAGAUGCAACAUUGGAGGUGCUCACUCAUCUAUGCCAAGAAAUAUGGAAGACAGCUUCCUGGCCAACUGGACUGGAAGAGAUCCAUAUUUAUGCCUAUUCCCAAGAAAGGUGAUCCAACCGAAUGUGGAAAUUAUAGAACAAUAUCAUUAAUAUCACAGGCAAGCAAAAUUUUGCUGAAGAUCAUUCAAAAACGGCUGCAGCAGUAUAUCGACAGGGAACUGCCAGAAAUUCAGGCCGGUUUCAGAAGAGAACAUAGAACCAGGGAUAUCAUUGCUGAUGUCAGAUGGAUCCUGGCUGAAAGCAGAGAGUACCAGAAGGAUGUUUAAAAAAACAACACAAGUUGUGAAGGAUGUUUACCUGUGUUUUAUUGACUAUGCAAAGGCAUUCGACUGUGUGGAUCAUAACAAACUAUGGCUAACACUGCGAAGAAUGGGAGUUCCAAAACACUUAAUUGUGCUCAUGAGGAACCUUUACAUAGAUCAAGAGGCAGUUGCUCGGACAGGACAAGGGGAUACUGAUAGGUUUAAAGUCAGGAAAGGUAUGCGUCAGGGUUGUAUUCUUUCACCAUACUUGUUUAAUCUGUAUGCUGAACAAAUAAUCCGAGAAGCUGGACUAUAUGAAGAAGAACGGGGCAUCAGGAUUGGAGGAAGGCUCAUUAACAUCCUGCGUUAUGCAGAUGACACAGUCUUGCUUGCUGAAAGUGAAGAGGACUUGAAGCACUUACUAAUAAAGAUCAAAGAUCACAGCCUUCAGUAUGGAUUACACCUUAACAUAAAGAAAACAAAAAUCCUCACAACUGGACCAAUGAGGAACAUCAUGGUAAACGGAGAAAUGAUUGAAGUUGUCAAGGAUUUCAUUUUACUUGGAUCCACAAUCAACAGCCAUGAAAGCAGCAGUCAAGAAAUCAAAAGACUCAUUGCAUUGGGUAAAUCUGCUGCAAAGGACCUCUUCAAAGUGUUGAAGAGCAAAGAUGUCACCCUGAAGACUAAGGUGUGCCUGACCCAAGCCAUGGCAUUUUCAAUCACAUCAUAUGCGUGUGAAAGCUGGACAAUGACUAAGGAAGACCGAAGAAGAGUUGACGCCUUUGAAUUGUGGUGUUGGUGAAGAAUAUUGAAUAUACCAUGGACUGCCGAAAGAACGAACAAAUCUGUCUUGGAAGAAGUGCAGCCAGAAUGCUCCUUAGAGGCAAGGAUGGCGAGACUGCAUCUUACAUACUUUGGACAUGUUGUCAGGAGGGAUCAGUCCCUGGAGAAGGACAUCAUGCUUGACAGAGUACAGGGUCAGCAGAAAAGAGGAAGACCAUCAGGGAGGUGGAUUGACACAGUGGCUGCAACAAUGAGCUCAAGCAUAACAACGACUGUAAGGAUGGCGCAGGGCCAGGCAGUGCUUUGUUCUGUUGUGCAUGGGGUCACUAUGAGUUGAAACCAACUGGACGGCACCUAACAACAGCAACAACAUGUUUCAUGAACUCGUUAUUAUUCUUUAUACCUGCAUAAUAUUCCAUUGUAUGUACAUACCAUAUUGUGUUUAUCCACUCAUUUGUUGGUGGGCACUUAGGUUAUUUCCAUCUUUUUGCUAUCGUGAAUAAUGCUGCAAUGAACGUAGGUAUGCAUAUGUGUAUUUGUGUCACUGCUGUUAGAUCUCUAGGGUUCAUACAUAGGAGUGGGACUGCUGGAUCAUAACGUAUUUCUAUUUCUAGCUUUUUGAAGACGCAUCGUGCCAUUUUCCAUAGUGGUUGUAUCAUUUUACAGUUCAAUCAGUAGUGGAUAAGGGUUCCAGUCUCCCCACAACCUUACCAGCAUUUGUUCUUUCUGUUUUUUUGAUCAGUGCCAUUUUUACAGGAGUGAGAUGGUAUCUCAUUGUAGUUUUGAUUUUCAUCUCUCUUUAAUGUCUAUUGAUCACAAGCAUCAUUUCAUGCGUUUGUUGACCACUCGAAUGUCUUCUUUAAUGAAGUGUCUGUUUAUGUCCUCUGCCCAUUUUUUUAAUUGGACUGUUUGUCUUUUGUUGUUGAGUUGUUGACAUUUUCUAUAUAUUUUAAAGAUUAGACCCUUAUCAGAUAUGUCGUUCCCAAAGAUUUUUUUCACAGUCUGUAGGUUCUCUUUUUACUCUUUUGAUAAAGUCUUUUGAUGAGCUUAAGUAUUUAAUUUUUAGGUGAUCUCAGUUACCUUUCGCUCUUGCAUUUGUAGCUGUGUUUGGUAAUCUAUUUCUGAAAAAAAUUAGUUCCCGUAGUUUUGCUCCUAUAUUAUCUUCCAGGAGCUUUAUAGUUUUAGUUUUAACAUUUAGGUCUUUGAUCCAUUUUGAGUUACUUUUUGUGUAUGGUGUGAGGUGUGGAUCCUGUUUCAUCUUUCUGAAAAUGGAUAUCCAGUUUUGCUAGCACCAUUUGUUAAAGAGACUGUUUCUCCCCCAUUGAAUGGACUUUGACUCCUUGUCUAAAAUGAGCUGUCCAUAGAUGGAUGGAUUUACUUCUAAGUUCUCAAUUCCAUCCCAUUAAUCUAUGUGUCUGUCAUUGAGUCAGUACCAGGCUGUUUUGAAUACUGUGGCUGUAUAGUGUUUUUUGAGAUCAGGAAGUGUGAGGCCUUCUACUUUAUUCUUCAUCAAUAUUGCUUAGGCUAUUUGGGGCCUCUUUCCUUUACAUAUAAAGUAGGUGAUUUGUCUUUCCAUUUCAGCGAAGAAUGUUGUUAGAAUUUGGGUUGAGAUUGCAUUAGAUCUAUAGAUCGCUUUGGGUAGUAUUGGUAUUUUCACAAUGUUAAGUCUUCUAAUCCAUGAGCAUGAAAUGCUUUUCCUAAACACAACUAUUGGUAUCAAUAGCUUUCUUGUGGAAUCAUUGGUAUUUUCUAUGUAUAGGAUCAUGUCAUCUACGAAUAGAAAGAGUGUUACUUCUUCCUUUCCAAUUUGAACACCUUUAUUUCCAUUUCUUGCCUUAUUGCUUUGGCUAGGACUUCUGGUACAAUAUUGAGUAAAAGUGAUGAUAGUGGCCAUCCUUGUCUCAUUCCCUUUCUCUAGAGGAAUGUUUUCAGUCUUUCUCCAUUGAGAAUAAUGUUGGCUGUUGGUAUUACAUCCAAAAAACCCAACCCUUUUGCUAUUGAGUUGAUUCCGACUCAUAGCAACCUUAUUGGACAGAGUAGAGCUGCUCCAUAGGGUUUCCAAGGAGCGGCUGGUGUAUUCCAACUGCUGACCUUUUGGUUAGCAGAGGAGCUGUUAACCACUGCGCUACCAGGGCUCCUGGUUUUGCAUAUAUACCUUUAGUUAUGUUGAGAAAUUUCCCUUUUACUCCUAUGUUGCUGAAAGUUCUAAUCAGGCAAGGAUGUUGUAUUUUAUCAAAUGCCUUUUCUGCAUCAAUUGAGAUAAUCAUUCUUUUUCCUUUUUUUUUUUUUUAAUGUGGUGAAUUACAUUGAGUAAUUUUCUAAUGUUGAACUACCCUUGCAUUCCUGUUACCAAUCCCACCUGAUCAUGAUAUAUGGAUUUUUUUUUUUUUUCACUCUGUUGAAUUUUGUUGAGAAUUUCCGUGUCUAUAUUCAUGAAGGAUGUUGAUGUGUAAUAUUCUUUUUUGUAUGUGUGAAGCCUUUACCUGGCUUUGGUAUUAGGGUGGUGCUGGCUUCGUAGAAUGAGUUGGGUAGUAUUUUGGAAGAAUUCGAGUAAAAUUGGUUUCAACUCUUCUCUGAAUAUUUGGUAAAAUUCCCCAGUGAAGUCAUCUAGGUCAACCUUUUUUUGUUGGGAGUUUUUUGAUGACAUCAUCAAUCUCGUCUUUUGUUAUGGGUCUAUUUAGAUUCUCUACCUCUAGCUGAGUUAGUUUAAGUAGGUAGUGUGCUUCUAGAAAUUUGUCCAUUUCUUCUAGGUUUUCAAAUUUGUUGGAGUAUACUUUUUCAUAGUGUUCUUUUAUGAUCCUCUUUUUCUCAGUGAAUCUGUUGUAAUAUCUUCAGUUUCAUUUCUUAUUUUGAUUAUUUGCAUCUUCUCAUUUUUUUUCUUCACCAAAUUGACCAGUGGUCUGUCUAUUUUUUCUAUUUUAUUGAUCCUUUCAAAGAACCAACUUUUAGUCUUCUUAAUUCUUACUAUUUAUAUCUGCUCUAAUUUUUAGUAUUUUCCUUCUUCUGGUAGAUUUGGUCUUCUUUUGCUCUUCUUUUUCUAUUUGGUCAAGAUGCCAGGUUAAGUUAUUGAUUUUGAACCUUUCUUCUUUUUUAAUGUGUGCAUUUGCUAUAUAUUUCCCUCUGAGCACUGCUUUUGCUUUGUCCCAAAGGUUUUGGUAUAUUGUAUAUAUAUGAUAUGUUGUGUAUAUAUGGUAUGUUGUGUAUAUAUGGUAUGUUGUGUAUGUAUGGUAUGUUGUGUAUACAUGAUAUGUUGUGUAUAUAUGGUAUGUCGAUAUAUAUAUAUAUAUCUAUAUGGAGCCCUGGUGGUGAAGUGGUUAAGAGUUUAGCUGUUAACCACAAGGUCAGCAGUGUAUAUUAUAUAUCUUUAUGUUGUUGUUGUUGUGUGCCUUAAAGUUGAUUCCAACUCAUAGCGACCCUACAGAACAAAGUAGAACUGUCUUGUAGGGUUUCCUAGGCUGAAGUCUUCAUGGGAGCAUAUUGCCAGGUUUUUUCACCCAUGGAGCAAUUGGCGGGUUCGAGCCACAGACCUUUUUGUUAGCAGCCAAGUGCUUAACCAGUACACCACCAGGAUUCCUUCUAUAUAUAUAUGUAUACAUAUGUGUGCACACAUGUAUAUACAUACACAAAUAUAUAUGGAUAUAUAGUUUAUACGUAGUUUCAGAAAAUAAUAUAAUAAUAUAGUUUCAAAAUAAUAAUACUGAUAUUAUUAAUGUAAUAACUAAAAACAACUUAAGACAUCUUUGCAGUUAUUUUUGUUCUUAGGAUAUAUUUCACUAGGGCUGUACAGUUACAUUACAGAGUGUUAAAGUCACUUUAAUUAAUUCCCCCUUGGUGUAGUUAAAUUACCAACUCAGUGUGUACUUAGCUAAAUGCACAGUUAAGCUUGUUUAUUUUACAUUGUUUCUAUAUUUAGUGAUUGUUUUUUAAAAACACAUAACACAAACUUUAUGGCUUAAAAUCAAAUGUACAAAAUGAGGUAUAUUCAGAGAAAUACCACUUUUAUGCCCUAUCUCCAUCCCCUGUUCCUGCCUUCUCCCUACAGGAAACCAUUUUUACUGAGUUUUUAUCUUUUCAUUGCUUUUUGAUAAUUUAGCCAUAUGUAUUCAUAAUGUCCUCUUAGAUGAAAGGCACUGCAUUAUACACACUGUUCUGCACCCAGCAACAUGACUUUCGAAGGUGAAACGUCCUAGGUGUAGGAAAUAGAAUCCAUCAUACCAUUACUCACCUUCUUAUCUUAGACCUGUUAAUCUAUUCAAUCAAAAUGGGGUCUAGUCCUAAAGAACCAGGAGCCAUAAUCCUCUUUCGAUUUAGAUUUUAGAUCUAUUUUUGUGACCCAUUCUCUGCUGAUAUUCAUGCUUUCCUCCUCAUACUUACAGCAUACCACCUCGGUAUCUGUAAGGACUAACAAUAAAAAAACAAUAGUUGUAAUAAAUUAUAUGUGCUGAUUUAGGGAAUACUGGCCUUUUUUUUUUUUUCUCCAACCUGAUGAUUUGCCUAAAAAUAUUUUUAUGUUAAUACAUGAUAAUUGUAACCAUGGUUUAAAUAGUAAUUAAUAGUCCAUCAAGUGCAUGUACCAUUGAAGGACAUUUGAUUGGUUUCUGAUUUCGUUAUGCAUCAGUUAAAAAAAUUAAUUUAUCUUUGAUCAAACCUUUUCAGCCUUGAAGCUUUAAACCAAUUGGGACUGAUGCCAUUCAAAUAAGUAGCAUGUGUGUUCUUACUUUGAUCUGGUCCCUUUUUCCAGUGCUGGACUUGGGAGGAAAUAUAUAGAUGUUCCCAAGGAAAAUCUUUUUCUUAACAAUUUACAGAGAAGGAAAAUGUGCAAAGUACAAGGGGUAAGGACAGGCAAGGAGGAAAUCCUUUAAAAAAUCAAAAACCGUUGUGAAAAAUCUUCAUUGCUAAUUCUUUUUCUAAACAAAGUGUACCAUACCAGCUGCACGUGAAAUGUGUUAUACCAGAGUUAAUAUAAGAAUAAGGAAAAAGACCGAUUUCAGCCAAAUGGUGGAGUGUUUUAGAGAACACUAGUGGAAUAGAAUCUCAGAUAACCACAAGGCAGGUUCCGGGUCCUAGCACUUAUACUGAUCCUCAGUAGGAAGCUUGUCAUUAUUUUAUCAGUAAUUAUCUACAUGCUCAGCACUGUACCUGAAACCACAGAAAACUAUGGAGUUUACACAUUUCUUUGGGUAAGAUGAGGAGAAGACAACACACAUUUAUAAAAAAGACUUCCAGAUGUUUUCUGGACUCAAGGAGUUGAGAGACGGAGCCCAUCCGUGAGCCUGUGGUUGCCAAGGAAAGCUUUGAGGGGUGAGAAAUUUGAGCUGCCUCCUUCCAGAAUACCAGGAAUGACAUAGCUUGUUCAUGGGGAGAACCAGAAAGGAUUAUUGUGGCAUGAUGGGCAGUACAGAUUUUUAGGUAGCACAGGACCAGUUUGUUGUUAGUUGUCAUCAAGUUGGCUCUGAUUCAUGGUGACCUUAUGGAUAAAAGAACAAAAUGUUGUCCAGUCCUAUGCCAUCUUCUUGAUUAUUGGUGUGUUUGAGUCCAUUGUUGUGGCUAUUGUGUGAAUCCAUCUCACUGAGAGUUUCCUUUGUUUUCACUUAGCCUCCACUUUACCAAACAUGAUGUUCUUUUCUAGAGAUUGAUCUUUCCUGAUGGAGCCCUGGCAAUAUUUCCUGAUGAUGUGUCCAGAGUGUCGAAGAGUAUGAACACAUCCUCCUUUAACAUAAAAACAAAGAGGUUCAUUGGAGGCUUGAGGCAAUUUGAACUGGGGAGAACGCUCUAUCUCAUAGGAAGAAAUCAAGUGCUCUGAGAUGGUGAAAUUACAGAGACAUAUUUAUGGGGUAAAAUCAGGAACUAAAGAUAUAAUUUUCUGAUGGGAAGUUACAAGAUUAGGGAAGUAAAAAGGUGAGAUGGCUUGAAGCAGAGGCCUUACGGUGAUUGGUUGGAAACAUGUAUGUGGACUAUUUGGAUUGGUUAGUUUCCUAAAUUACAGAAAUAUGGGACUAAGGGAGGGUUUACAGGGUGAUCACAAGGUAAUUGUAAGACAUAUACUGGGUAAAACAUUUCCUGAGGGUUGCUACCUUGUUUUGGGUAAAACAUUUCCUGAGGGCUGCUGAGAGGAUUUCUGAUAAGGGUCUUGUGUCAAAACCCUCCCUCAGGAAAAUUCUUUCCAUAUCUUUAGUUUAACCACAGAGAAAAACAUCUGUCUAAAAGUUAAUGGUCACUAGGGAGUAAACAGAAGUAUCUAAGAUGAAGUUGAGACUCAGACCCAGGUCAGCCAUUUUAGUAAUGUCAGGUGCCUAAAUUUUGGAGCUCUCACACAAAAGUAAGUAAGUUGAAGUCUUGCUUCUAAGGAACAUUCUGGUUGUAUUUCUUCUAAGACUGAUUUAUGUGUUCUUUUGGCAGUUCAUGGUAUAUUCAGUAUUCUUCACAUAUGCCACAGUUUGAACUCAUCAAUUCUUCUGUCUUCUUUUCUCAUUAUCCAACUUUUGCAUGUAUAUGAGGUGGUUGAAAAGACCGCAGCUUGAUCAGAUGCACCUUAGUCAUCAAUGUGACGUUGUUGCUUUUUGAAAUGUUCAAGAUGUCUUUUGCAGCAGAUUUCUCCAAUGCAAUACUUCAUUUGAUUUCUUGACUUCUGCUUCCAUAGACAUUGAUUGUUGAUCCUAGUAGAAGGAAUCAGGAGGUCCUUAAGAGGUAGAGGAAACCCUGGUAGUGGAUAAGAGUUAUGGCUGCCAACCAAAAGGUCAGCAGUUUGAAUCCAUCAGGCGCUCCUUGAAAACCCUAUGGGGCAGUUCUACUCUGUCUUAUAGGGCUGCUAUGGGUCAAAAUCCACUCAAUGGCAACGGGUUAGGUUUUUUUGUUUAAGAGGUAGACAAAUAAGUUUAGGUCUGAUAAAACAAGUAAUUGUUCUGAAAGGGGAAGUAAGGGAAGAGUUUGAUAAAAAGUAAUAUUUUAGGAUUGGCCGGCAACACUAGUCACAGCAGAUUAAAAAGGUGGUGGGCUCUCUGGAGUUAGAGAGGCCAAUAAGGAGGCUAUUAAAAUAAUAAAGACAUAAUACCAUGGAGACCUGUCCAGAAUGAUACUAUUGGAGAAGAGGGGGGAGAUGUAAGGACAAAUUUAAAGCAAAAAUCUUUGGGUCUUAGUGACUGAUGAACUGUGGAAAGUAAUAGAGGUGUGUUUCCUCGAUUUUGAGUAUCAGUAACUGGGAGAACGGUUGAUAUGAAUUAGAUUGUGUUCUCCAAAAUACAUGUUGAAUUCCUGGCCCUUUUAUCUAUGGGUGUGAUCCUGUUUGAAAACAGGGUUUUGUUUAUUAUGUUAAUUAGAUCAUACUGAAGUGGGAUGGGUUCUAAAUCUAAUCAUUUCUGAGUUAUAAAAAGAGCACAUUAGACAGAGACGAGAACACAUAGGUUGGGCAGUUGGGUACAGAUACCAUGUGAGGAUUGUCUAGAAGUUAAGGAACCAAGCAAUGCCCUUGACUACUUACAAGGAAGGAAAUAACACAGCUGAGAUACUGGUUUAGAUUUUUAGCCUUCAGAACUGUGGGAAAAUAAAUGUUUGUUCUUUAAAGACACCCACUUGUGGUAUUUCUCUUAUGGCAGCACUAGGAAAAUAAGACAAUGGGUAAUGAAAAUAAAUGAUUAAAUUUAUUUAGUCAGGAAUGGGAACUGGCUUACAGUGUGAAGGGGGAAUAAGAUGAGGAGUUCCUUCCUUCUUUUCUCCCCUCCUUCCUUCCUUCUUACCCUCUCUUUUUCCCUCUUUCCUUUCCCCUUCCUUCCAUCUUCCCUCCCUCCUCAUGCCCUUCCUUUCUUUGCUCUUACCUACUUUUUACAGCUAUUUAUCAAGUGCUUUCAUAGCUUUUUUUUUUUUUCAUAGCUGAUGGUGGCGUAGUGGUUAAGUGCCACGGCUACUAACCAAAGGGUUGGCAGUUUGAAUCUGCCAGGUGCUCCUUGGAAACUCUGUGGGGCAGUUCUACUCUGUCCUACAGGGUCGCUAUGAGUCAGAAUUGACUUGAUGGCAGUGGGUCUGGGUGGGUUCAUAGCUGACAACUAUUUAUACCUUGGAGCUAUACCAGUAAACAAGAGAGACAUAGUCUCUGCUGUCAUGAAACUUACAUUUAAUUGGGGGGUGGGGAGAGGGGCAACUAGAAGAACAGGAUAAUUCAGAUACUGAUAAGUGCUAUGAAGGAAAUAGAACAGGGUCAUGUGUUAGAGAGUGACUGAGGUUGUAGGGCCUGGCAGGGCUACUUUAGAUUAGAGAUUUGGAAAGUGACCCAGAGGAAGUACCCAGAGAGCAGCCAUGUGAAGAUCAGGGCAAAAGGAGCAGAAAAAAUAAAUACCCUAAGACAAGAAUAGACUUGGAAUGUGUGAGGAACAAAAAGACGACUGAUGUUGCUGGAGGGUAAUAUUAAGGGCAUGAAGAUAAGGUUGGAGAGUGUUUUAGCCAAGGUCCAAUCAGAAGGCCAAAGCCAUGCAGAAAUUUGAAUAGGAAAGUAUAAUAUAAAAAAUUAUUAAUUGUGACAGGAGAUCAGAAUAAUGAGAGAUUGCCUAGUAAUAAGUAAAUAGAACUGUAAAGAAUAUAGGAGUAGCAGAUAUUAGGGGCAGCCACUACCCCUAAGGCUGAGCUAGAGCACUCACAGAAUAACCCCCUCCUUGGGGCUAAAAACCAGACUUUGUUAGAGAGGCAUCAAAAUCAGUGGCCAAGAUGUUGCUGUGGUGCCACAUCGGUGUAAUUUGCUGGAAAUCCUCUCUGGAACUUUCUGGAAAUCUGCCCUCAGGGUACCAAGGAAACUGUUUACAAGGAGUUGUCUCACCAGAGGCACUCAGCUAAAAAUCUGUUUGAGAAGGUGCCUGGGGGAAACUGUUGGUUUAGGGGAGCUACUGGCCUCCAGGCCCUGGAGAAGCUGCCAAAAAAACAGGAGCCUGGUGCUGGGGAAGCUAUCACACUGCAGGAGUUGGCAGCUGGGGAAACCAGACAUGCUGCAGGAGCUGGGUGCUGGAGGGGCCUGUACACUGUGGGAGCUGGGUGCUGAAGAACCCAUCCCACUUCAUGAACCUCUGAGGAAGCACACUGGAGCCAGGAAGGAAAAUACUCUCCAUCUGUAAUAUCUCUCCAGUGCCCUCUUCUGACAAAAUCUAACAUUGUGUCAGUUGGCAAAGGAAAAAGUCUUUAAAGGGCCCAUCUAUAUUUUCGCUCAGCAGGCAAUGAAAGGUCAUUUGGAGCUAAAAGGCAAUACAUUGAUAAGUGGCACAAAGAGGAAUUCAGGAGCACAAUCCUGGAGGUCUUUGUCAUGGUGGUAAUGAUGAUGGUGAUAAUGGAAGUACUGAUAGUUGUAUCUGCUAAGUACAGGUGCUGUUCUUAGUGCUUUGUAUAUUUCAACUUCAUUUAGUCUUCACACUCCAAUGACGUAGAUAAUACCAUUAUUCCCAUUUUAAAGAUGAAGAAGAUGAGGCGCAGAGAGGGUAAAUCACCUGCCCAUAAUCACAUGUUAGUCAAGGGUAGAGACAGGAUUCAAACUUGGGCAGUAUGACUCCAGAUCUGCCUCCCAGGCUGUAUCAAGUCAUUACUGAUUUUUGAACAGACAAAUAAACAUAGCUGGAAAGAAAAAUACUUAAAAGAACUUUGCAAUAGACCCUUUUGUGAUUAAACCAGUCAUGUCUAUUUUAUAAAUUCAGAAAUUUUAAUUACUUUAAAAUAGGGUACAGGCAAACAGAUGAAGUUUUGCAAAGGAAGAGGGAGAAAUUGGAUAAUCAAAGUAAAAUACUAGAAAAUAAUAUUUUAUGAAUGUUUAAUUGGCUUUGGGUUCAUUUAGCUUGACAGAGAAAGGGGGAAAGGUCAAAAUUAUUGU